GCUAACCGCACUGCACGCGCGCAAGUCGGCGGGGAGGUGUUUCGACGUCAAGCAGCAUGGCAGGAACCACCUCGACCCUGCUCCUGGCGCUCGCCGGCCUCGUUACGUGCCAGGCGCCCGGGAGGCCCCGGGAGACAGGCGUGCCGGUGCCCGCGGUAGGCGACCACGCCGCGUACGCGCGCUGGAUGGUGCGCAGCAUGACCUGGGGCACGAUGUCGACGAUCUCGACUCAAGCCUCGAUCGCGGGGUACCCGUUUGGCAACCCCGUGAGCUUCGCCGACGGCGGCACGGGCAACCCCUACAUGUGCGUCUCGCCCCUCGACUCGAGCGUGAAGGACCUGCAGGCGAACCCCAAGUUCUCGCUCACGCUGUCCGCGGCCCAGGGCCAAAGCGCGCCGGCGGCGUGCGCGCCCGAGUCGGGGCGCGGCGACCCCGAGAACCCGCCGUGCGCCCGCCUGGCCCUGACGGGCGACUUCGUCGACGUCACGGGCAGUCCCGAGUUCAACACGGCCGUCGCGGCGCUCAACGCGACGCAUCCCACCUUGAACUCGUGGGGCUGCUUCCAGGCGGGCGGCUCGGGCGGCUCCCACGGCUUCUUCCUCGCCAAGAUGGCCGUCAAGCAGGCGUGGCUCAUCAACAUGUACGGCGGCGCCGCCGUCGUCGACGCCGCGGACUACUACGCCGCCUCGCGCGCGUAAAACUAACAAAUUA
Pelagomonas calceolata is the source of this 711-nucleotide messenger RNA. NCBI's taxonomy places the organism in Eukaryota, Pelagophyceae, Pelagomonadales, Pelagomonadaceae. The record is from the annotation of a GenBank genome assembly.